ACACAUCCAUAUACUCAUCGUGUCGUCGACCUCGGAUCUAGAGACCAGACAAAGACAUCCAUUCUAAAAUCUCCACACUCACGGUCUAUAUCUCAUAUCUCGAGAAGACCUGACAUCAUACAUCAUCACUGGUCCCCCAUUCUUCUUAACCCAUAUUGCCCAGUAUGGCGUCCAACAACAUGAUCAACCAGGCCAUCGACCCGGAUGUCGAAGACGAGCUGUUCUUGAAGGAGGUCGAGGCCGUCAAGCAAUGGUGGAGCGAUCCCAGAUGGAGAUACACAAGACGGCCGUUCACCGCCGAGCAGAUCGUCUCGAAGAGAGGCAACCUAAAGAUUGACUACCCGAGCAACGCGCAGUCGAAGAAGCUGUGGAAAAUCCUCGAGGGCCGCUUCCAGAACCGCGAUGCCAGCUACACGUACGGCUGCUUGGAGCCGACCAUGCUCACGCAGAUGGCCAAGUAUCUAGAUACCGUCUACGUCUCCGGUUGGCAAUCGUCGUCGACUGCCUCAUCGUCCGACGAGCCCGGUCCAGAUCUAGCAGACUACCCAUAUACCACCGUCCCGAACAAAGUCAAGCACCUCUUCAUGGCGCAGCUCUUCCACGACCGCAAGCAGCGGCAGGAACGUCUCAGCGCGCCCAAGGCCGAGCGCGCCAAGCUCGCCAACAUCGACUAUCUGCGGCCCAUCAUCGCGGACGCGGACACGGGGCACGGCGGCCUCACGGCGGUCAUGAAGCUGACGAAGCUGUUCAUCGAGCACGGCGCCGCGGGCAUCCACAUCGAGGACCAAGCGCCCGGGACCAAGAAGUGCGGGCACAUGGCCGGCAAGGUGCUGGUGCCCAUCUCGGAGCACAUCAACCGGCUGGUGGCGAUCCGGGCGCAGGCCGACAUCAUGGGCACGGAUUUGUUGGCGGUCGCGCGCACCGACGCCGAGGCCGCGACGCUGAUCACGACGACCAUCGACCCGCGCGACCACGCUUUUAUCCUCGGCAGCACGAACCCGCAGCUGCAGCCGCUGAACGACCUGAUGAUCGCGGCGGAGCGGUCGGGCAAGACGGGCGAGCAAUUACAAGCUAUCGAGGACGCGUGGCUGAAGCAGGCGAACCUGCGCCGCUUCGACGAGGCCGUCGUCGACGCGAUCCACGCCUCGCCGGCGCUGCAGAAUAAGAAGGAGCUCGCGGCGCAGUACCUAUCCCGGGCUAAGGGGAAGAGCCUCGCCGAGGCGCGCGCCGUCGCGCACGGGAUCACCGGCGCGGAUAUCUACUUCGAUUGGGACGCGCCGAGGACGAGGGAGGGGUAUUAUAGGUUGAAGGGCGGCUGCGAUUGUGCGAUUAAUAGGGCGAUCGCGUAUGCUCCCUACUGCGACGCAAUUUGGAUGGAGAGCAAGCUUCCGGAUUACAAGCAGGCGGAGGAGUUUGCGAAGGGUGUGCACGCCGUCUGGCCUGAGCAGAAACUGGCGUACAACCUCUCGCCCUCGUUCAACUGGAAGACGGCGAUGCCGCGCGACGAGCAGGAGACGUACAUCCGGCGGCUGGCGACGCUGGGGUACUGCUGGCAGUUCAUCACGCUGGCGGGCCUGCACACGACGGCGCUGAUCAGCGACCGGUUCGCGCGGGCGUACGCCGAGAACGGCAUGCGCGCGUACGGCGAGCUCGUCCAGGAGCCCGAGAUCGAGGGCGGCGUCGACGUCGUCAAGCACCAGAAGUGGAGCGGCGCCACCUACGUCGACGAGCUGCAGAAGAUGGUCACCGGCGGCGUGAGCAGCACCGCCGCCAUGGGCAAGGGCGUCACGGAGGAUCAGUUUCAUUAGUUAGUCGGUUGAUGAUCUUUGGAUGGGAGGGGAGAUUGGAAAGACAGGAUGGGACGGAGGGGAGGGGAUGAAUUUAUAGAGAAAGGCUCUACGCCUGAAGGAAAAUUACUUACACACAUAUAUACAUACCUACAUUUAGGGUCUGGUGUAUUACGGCCGGUAAAUUAUCAUGUCUAUCUACAUAUUAGUUCUAGACAUCGAUGGAUAUGACGAUAGUUACAAUGUUAUGGAA
This is a messenger RNA of Annulohypoxylon truncatum, 2040 nucleotides long. Its product is annotated as isocitrate lyase. Gene Ontology annotation, molecular function: isocitrate lyase activity. Gene Ontology annotation, biological process: carboxylic acid metabolic process. The record is from RefSeq and is a predicted model, not a curated record. NCBI's taxonomy places the organism in Eukaryota, Fungi, Ascomycota, Sordariomycetes, Xylariales, Hypoxylaceae. The transcript is spliced from 3 exons. The coding region runs from base 165 to 1808 and encodes 547 amino acids.